AUAGUUGCUUGCUCCCUUUUCAGUCUCUUUCGAUUUAAUCAGAAGAAGAAUCGUGUUCUUCCUUUGCUUGGGAGACGAAAAAUGCAGAGGCUUAGCACAAAGCUGCGUUCCAUUUCAUUCCAUUCUAAUCGAAGUCUCUCUUUCGUUGGCGUUCCUCACCGUCUCAUCCACCAUUCUCCCACUCCGCAGCUAACCCUAGGUUUCUCCACUCCCAGCAAAUGGAGCUUCUUUCCCUCCUCCUCCCUCCGCGGAGUUUCUCCCUCCAUGGGCUCUGCCUUCCUUCCUCAUCAUCUUCUUCAAGUUCGGAAUAUCACUUCCAAAGAAAAAAUGGCAAAAUGGAAGAAGAAGUGGCGGCCUAGGACUCCAAUCACCUCCAAAGUCAAGAAAGUCAAGAUCAAGUUCUAUUCGUCAUACAAAGACAGGUUUAAGCCACUGAAUGAUGGUACCAUCCGUCGCUGGAAAGAAGGCAAGCGCCACAACGCACACUUGAAGUCAAAGAAAUCAAAGCGUAGAUUGAGACAGCCUGGACUAGUCCCACCAGCAUAUGCCAAAGUCAUGAAGAAACUCAAUUUCUGCAAUUGAGAGAUAAGUAUAAGAAACAGUUCAGUCUCUUCCAGUUUUCCUCGAUAAUACUCACCUGAUACGUGGUACCCAAAAAUUUAAUCAAACUUCACUUCUUUUCUUGUUGUUUCAGUUUCAACCAUAUCUCCAAGUAAUAAAUUGGCACUUUGUUCCUUUCCCCUUAGGGUUCAGUAUCAGUUGAAACUUUUAUUUAUUAUUUACUUUUAAAUUUUGAUUGAAUGUACCAAUUUACGAAGAUUUUAAUUGAUGUCACUAAGUUGAAAAAGAAGGGUUUCAAACAUGCU
Molecule: messenger RNA, 866 nt
Organism: Raphanus sativus (radish)
Lineage: Eukaryota; Viridiplantae; Streptophyta; Magnoliopsida; Brassicales; Brassicaceae
Exons: 4
Coding region: 82-582 (166 amino acids)
Biological process (GO): translation
Cellular component (GO): ribosome
Molecular function (GO): structural constituent of ribosome
Source: RefSeq, a predicted model, not a curated record